AUGGCCUCCCAGCAGCAGACUCGGGGUGACAAUAUCUCCCGAGUGUCAACCGCGCGAUCUGAGGCCAUCGGCGAAGAGGCUCCGCCCAAAACCGACAUCGACAGUUUCACUCAGGAGAGCCCUCCUACGCAAGGCGCGGUGGACAUCCCGCCUAACGGAGGUUACGGCUGGCUUUGUUGCGCAGCAACAUUUUGGAUCAACGCCCAUACAUGGGGUGUCAAUAGUGCUUACGGAGUUUUCCUCGCCCACUACCUGAGUAGCAACUUCUUCCCCGGGGCGUCGACUCUCGACUUUGCCUUUGUAGGCGGAUUAUCCAUCUCGCAGGCAAUGCUCAUAUCGCCUCUCGCGACGAUCACUACCCGUCGCUUCGGCACCCGCACCACGCUCCUCGUCGGCGUUUUCUUCGAGACACUAUCCCUCAUCGGCGCGUCCUUCGCUAAGCAGAUCUGGCAGCUCUUUCUCAGCCAGGGCGUAUGCUUCGGAUGGGGCAUGGGCUUCCUUUUUGUGGGCUCUGUCGGCGUUGUCCCGCAGUGGUUCACCACCCGCCGCAGCUUUGCGAACGGGAUCGCCGCGUCCGGCUCGGGCGUCGGCGGCCUCACCUACUCUCUCGCGACGAACGCUAUGAUUCAGCAUAUCGGCCUCCCCUGGGCGUUUCGCGUGCUCGGCAUAUGCGCUUUCACCGUGAACACCAUCUGCGCUUUGCUGAUCAAGGACCGGAACAAGCACGUUGGCGCGUCCGUGCGCGGCUUCGACGUUGCACUCUUCCGUCGACGCGAGUUCCUCGCGCUGCUCGCGUUUGGCUUCCUCAGCAUGCUCGGAUACAUCGUCCUCCUGUUCUCGCUCCCCAAUUACGCAAGCUCAAUCGGCCUCUCCGCGCACCAGGGCAGCGUGGUCGGUGCGCUGCUCAACCUCGGCCAGGCCAUGGGCCGCCCGCCGAUCGGAUAUUUCUCCGACUCGGUGGGCCGGAUCAACAUGGCGGCGAUCAUGACGCUGCUCGCGGGCGUGUUCUCGCUCGUGGUGUGGACGAACGCGGUCGAUUACGGCGUCACGCUGUUUUUCGCCUUGAUUGGCGGAACAGUCGCGGGGACGUAUUGGGCGAUCAUCGCGCCAGUCACGGCGGAGGUGAUGGGCCUCGUGGACUUGCCCGCAUCGCUGAGCAUAACGUGGGUGGUAAUAUCAGUGCCCACGACGUUUUCGGAGGCCAUCGCGCUGCAGAUCACACAAUCGAAUGGAGGGAACUAUCUAGGCGCACAGUUGUUCACGGGAUUCAUGUACGUGGGAGCAGCGGCGAUAAUGUGGUGGGUGAGGGUGUGGAAACUCGAAGAGUUGGAGAGGGAGGAGAGGGAGGCGGCUGAGGGGACGAAGAUAGAGAAGACGGGGUCAUCGGGGAUGACGAUUGAGAGGGGGGAAACAAGCUACUGGAGGAAAUGGAAAAUGAUAACGAAAGUAUAAUGGUGUCUAUAGAUUAUCGAUUAUCGUCUACAUAGUAAC
Punctularia strigosozonata HHB-11173 SS5 is the source of this 1491-nucleotide messenger RNA. Its product is annotated as MFS general substrate transporter. Bases 1 to 1452 code for a protein of 483 amino acids. The record is from RefSeq and is a predicted model, not a curated record. Gene Ontology annotation, molecular function: transmembrane transporter activity. The transcript is spliced from 2 exons. Gene Ontology annotation, biological process: transmembrane transport. Lineage: Eukaryota; Fungi; Basidiomycota; Agaricomycetes; Corticiales; Punctulariaceae.